AUGCAUCGUCUUUUUGCUGAGCUGGAGCCAUCUUUAACCGUCACAGAGCAAAACCUGGCAGACCGAGUUCGGUAUAUCUUGCGCUCAAAUAUAUUUGAUGUCGCCGAACUCGUACGGCUACGACGUGAGGCUGUUCCCUCGUCGGAUGAGAAUGCUACGGCUGAGGAUGCGGCGCCACAAAUGGUAGAGCAACCCGCAAACGUGGAUGCCGCCGUGAAUACCCCAGUUGUGGUUGAUUCAAACGAUGAUGGAACAGUCGCCCAGGAACUGGAAUUAGAGCAUAUGAGGAGUACAUUGGAAGAGGCGAUUGUGGAAACGCGCAGUACGCCUCUCGAAAAUCGACCGCGACUUCCCCGCAUAGCCCUAAGCAAGCGGAAUCGGGCUGUCCUGAGGGCUCUGAACCCAAUGCUGGUGACCUAUUUGGAAGCCAGCCGGGACCUUUGCGAGACGGACUCAAUUCUUUUUGGCGCCGCGCUGGCAGUCUGCCGUAUCAUAGGCGCCAAGGUUUCCACGGCUGGACGCGCUACUGGCCAUAGUAGCGCUAUCCCAGCAUGGAGAAGAAGAAUUGAGGAACGUAUCGCAAAGGCUAGAGCUCUCAUCGGCAGACUGAUAUGCUUCAGAUCAGGCAACAACAGGCCAAGAAUUGUGCGCACCAUCAGGAUGGCGUUUGCUGGGACAAAUGUCAGUUUGUUCCAGCCGGAUAUAACGCAAAAACCGACGGAGCGCAUAGAUGAUCUGAAGCAGAGAAUCGCUGCUUGGGGAAGGCGGAUUCGGCGAUAUACCGAGAGGUCGACACGGUUCAACCAGAAUCGUCUCUUCCAGAGUGAUCAGAAGAGGCUCUAUGAAUCAUUGGAGAGACCAAUGCUAAGUGGAACGGGUCCAGCACCGAAUCAGGCCGACACUGUAGCAUUCUGGCGCGGCCUGUGGUCAGAGCCCGUAAACCACAGCGAGGGCCCUUGGACGGAAGUUGUGGUGGGUCAGUGUGGGAGAAUUACGCCCAUGGAUUCCGUCAUCAUAACGCCGGAUGACGUAGCUGAGGCGGUCCGUAGGGACCCGAACUGGAAAAGUCCGGGGCUUGACGGGCUGCAUCACUACUGGCUGAAGGGGUUCAUGGUGUGUCACUCUGUGCUCGCCCGACAGUUUCAAGAGGCUCUCAACCAGAAGUCGCUCCCAAGCCUCUUCACUACUGGGAUCACUCAUUUGGUUCCUAAGUUAAGUGACAAAACUGCUACGUCAACGCAGUCAGUCAGCGCCUUGCGAGAGGUGUGA
This is a messenger RNA of Parnassius apollo (apollo), 1269 nucleotides long. The record is from the annotation of a GenBank genome assembly. NCBI's taxonomy places the organism in Eukaryota, Metazoa, Arthropoda, Insecta, Lepidoptera, Papilionidae.